This is a messenger RNA of Phycodurus eques (leafy seadragon), 1527 nucleotides long. RefSeq names its product ataxin 7 like 3b (gene atxn7l3b). The coding region runs from base 406 to 1011 and encodes 201 amino acids. Gene Ontology annotation, cellular component: SAGA complex; DUBm complex. Gene Ontology annotation, molecular function: transcription coactivator activity. NCBI's taxonomy places the organism in Eukaryota, Metazoa, Chordata, Actinopteri, Syngnathiformes, Syngnathidae. The record is from RefSeq and is a predicted model, not a curated record. Gene Ontology annotation, biological process: regulation of transcription by RNA polymerase II; positive regulation of DNA-templated transcription. The transcript has 9 exons.
GCGUCGCGCUAACCGGUUCCGCGUUUGAAUCGAUGGCGAGAUGCUUCGAAACGAGCGUCGGCGUGUCUUUCCGCGAUAUGUCGCGCGACGAGCAGCAGCCGCAAUGCAGCGGCUUUGACUUGAGCUUUUCGGGCGACUGCAAAUUAUCGACAAGCGAAAACCGUUCAAGGGAGAUAACCGCGAACACUCUUGAGUCACAUUCGUCCCGUUAACCCCGGUGAAUGUUACGUUUGAGGCUCUGCGCGUCCCGUUCGCCCGAUGAACUAUUUAUAAACGUGGGAAGUGGGGAUACAAACAAAGAGAGAGGAAGAGGAAGAGGAAGCCUUGGUGGUGAUCCAAGGAGCUUUGGCCGGCUGAGCUGCAGCAUGACCACAGCAGCGAGGGCUCAUCGGGGACUUCUGGCAAAUGAAAAUGGAGGCGGUUCCGAUGUCCGGCCUGGACAACAGCAAGCUGGAGGGCCUCGCUCAGGACAUCCUGUCUGACCUGGUGGAGGACGCGUGCCUGGGCCUUUGCUUCGAGGCGCACCGGGCUGUGAAGCAGGGCUAUUUCCUCCUGGAUGACACGGACCAAGAAAGCUUGCGGGACUUUGAAAUUGUGGACCAGCCGGGCUUGGAUGUGUUCGGCCAGGUGUACAACCAGUGGAAAAACAAAGAGUGCGUUUGUCCCAACUGCAGCCGAAGCAUCGCCGCAUCGCGCUUCGCUCCGCACCUGGAGAAGUGCCUCGGCAUGGGACGCAACAGCAGCCGCAUCGCCAACCGCAGAAUAGUCACGGGUAACAACACCAACAACAAAUCAGAGAGCGACCAAGAAGACAACGAUGACGUCAAUGAUAACGACUGGUCUUACGGCGCAGAAAAGCGAGCCAAGAAAAGAAAAUCUGAUAAGAAUCCAAAUUCGCCAAGAAGAUCCAAAUCCUUCAAGCAUAAGAGCAGCAUGAUGGGUCCUCGACGUCGCAUGGACAACCAGGAAAGCCCGCGCAUGUUGAUGAAAGACGAAGCGUUCCCUCAAUAACGACACGCGCUAUAGCUAACCCAGGACAACCGGCAGUACUUCUUCGUUCCGGGUGAAAAGUAUUGCCGUUAUGGAUGGCUCGCACGGUGACGACCUCAGACCUCCCACUUUAUACUUGACGCUUUUUGUUUGUUUGUUUGUUUUUUUUAUUUCCAAAAAUCAUCCUACAGACACUGGCUUUUUAGUCCUCUCUUUGCUGGAAUCUCUCACAGUAACAAUGAAUCAUUGGACAUGAUUUCACUGCAUAUAUCGUUCAGAGCGUUGAAUUACUCCGUGAGCGCACUCGUAUUUCAGUUUUUCACAUUUUCUUCUGGAAGAACACAAGAUCUAAGGGUCACAUUAUGUUUCAGACAAUCACUAGAAAUGGUUUUGUCAUCCGUUUUCACACUCGUAGUCAUGCUCAAGUUUGUGUUUGCAUGUGUGCGGCUCACUGAACAUCGAGCGAACGUCUAAUUGUACAAGCAAUUGCUGCAGAAAGCAGAUGUUUUUUUUUCUUUUUUCUUUUUUUUGGGGGGG